AUGAGCUCCACAUCGCAGGAACCCAUUGCUGUGGUUGGGUUCAGCUUCAAGUUACCACAAGGCGUGGAUGACGUUGACAAUUUUUGGGACGUUCUCGAGACCCGCACCAAUCUUUCCACCGACUGGCCUGAAGACCGUAUCAAUGUUGGUGCUGUCAAGUCGAACCAGUACAACAAGGUGCAAUGCCGGGGAGGUCACUUCAUCACCGAAGACCCGGCAGUCUUCGAUGCCCCGUUCUUCUCCGUCACGGCCAAAGAGGCGGCGUCCAUGGACCCACUCCAGAGAUGGACACUUGAGGCGUCAUAUAGGGCUUUUGAGAAUGCGGGAAUCCCGAUCGAGGACCUCAGGCAGUCCAACACAGCAGUGUUCUCGGCCUCCAUGUCUGACGAUUACAGCCGUAUGGGGUCUAUGGACCCGGAGGAUCACCACCAAAUGGCCACAACAGGGACUUUUGCGUCCAUAAUCCCUAACCGGGUGAGCUGGUAUUUUGACUUGCGCGGGCCCAGCAUCCAUGUCGACUCGGCCUGCUCCAGCAGCCUCUUCGCCGUCGACAUGGCCUGCCAGUCUAUAUUGAGCGGCAACGCGAAGACAGCCCUCGUGACGGGUGGCAACCUGAUCCUAGUGCCAAAUAGCUUCCAGAUGCUGUCUGCCCAAGGCUUUCUGUCCCCCAGCAGCAAAUGUUUCAGCUUCGACCACCGCGCCAACGGCUAUGCCAGAGGCGAGGGAAUCGUUGCCAUGGUCAUCAAACCACUAGCAGAUGCCAUACGGGACGGCAAUGUGAUCCGCGCAGUCAUCAGAGCUUCUGCUUCCAAUCAGGACGGGCGCACUCCUGGUUUGACGCAACCAAGUUCUGAUUCCCAGGCGGACUUGAUUCGUCGAGUCUACGAGAAGGCCAACCUGCCUCUAGAUCGAACCCGUUUCUUUGAGGCCCACGGCACAGGAACUCCGGUAGGGGAUCCCAUCGAGAUGGCCGCCAUUGGCAGAGUCUUUGCUCCCGUGCGGUCACCAGAGACACCUCUGUUUGUUGGUUCUGUCAAGAGCAACGUUGGCCAUCUAGAGGGAUGUGCCGGACUGGCUGGGCUAGUCAAGACCAUACUGGCCCUUGAAAAUGGCAUCAUCCCACCGCAGGCAAACUUUGAGAAGGUUAAUCCAGAACUGGACACCGAAAGAUAUAAAAUCGAAAUUCCCGCCGCUGCUAUACCAUGGCCUUGUGAAGGCUUGCGUCGAGCCUCGGUCAACUCGUUCGGGUUCGGGGGUACCAACUCUCAUGUUAUUGUUGACGACGCCUUGCACUUUCUCGAGGAGGCAGGAUUAAAGGGGCACCACAAUACUGUCAGAUCACCAAGUUCUGAUGGAAUGGCGAAAGGUGUCCCUGAAGCAGAGCUCAGCGGGAGCAGGCUCAAGCAGAAUGGGUUGAAGCAAAACGGAGAUGCCAACGGCAGCUCAGACGAAUACCCCCUUCCAUACGAUAGCAGCAAAACAAAUGGAACUGCGACAAAAGGAGAAGACAUAACCCAAGAUGCCGCAGCCACUUACGGAAAUGGGAAUCAACAUGAGCAUCCCCGCAUUCUCGUCUGGUCCGCUGCCGACCAACAGGCUCUAGCUCGCGUGGGAAAGCAGUUAGAGAGCUUUCACAGCGACCGUAUCGCCGGCAAUAGCCCGCAAAAGCUAGAUAGGUUGGCGUACACGCUCGCAACCCGCCGUAGCUUCAUGCUUUGGCGCCAAUGCGCCACAGUAAUGUCGACAUCGGCUGGCGCUGCACCCCAAUCACUCCUCGCAGCAUCCUGCAAAGCAACAAGGAGCACGGGAACGUCGGAACUCGGCAUCGCUUUUGUUUUCACCGGCCAGGGAGCACAGUAUGUCGGCAUGGGUCGUGGUCUCCUGCGAUAUCCUGCGUUCAAGCAAGCACUGCAGCAAAUUGACCAUGUAUACCAAAGACUGGGCUGCAAAUGGUCAUUGUUUGACGAGUUGAACAAUGGCACCACCAUAGACUCGCCCACACGCAGCCAGCCCUUGUCGACGGCCUUGCAAAUCGCCCUGGUUCAUCUGCUGCGGGCUUUUGGAAUCGUGCCCAAGGCCGUCGUGGGCCAUUCAUCAGGCGAGAUUGCAGCUGCUUACGCGGCGGGUGCACUCUCGUUGGAGUCGGCGAGCAAAGUUUCGUUUGUGCGGGGACAGCUCGCGGGCCAUCUCAAGCAGCAAUUGGAGGUUGCUCAGACGCCCGGCGCAAUGAUGUCUGUCAACCUACCCGAAGCAGAGGUACCAAGUUAUCUGGCCGAUAAAGACCUCCUUCAGGACAGCAAUAUCACCAUAGCUUGCAUAAACAGCCCUGGGAACGUGACAUUAGCCGGGGACGAAGCAGCUAUAGAUGCAGUCAAGAGCUGCCUGGACAAAGAUGGCAUCUUUGCGCAAAAGCUGCAUACGGGUGUUGCUUACCACUCUGCACACAUGGACCAAAUAGCUUGCCAGUACUUGAUCCAAAUGGGUGAGCUUGAGGGCCCCGCAAGUCUAGAGGGAGCGAAGAGGAUACCUAUGGUAUCGUCAGUCACGGGCAAAACCAUAGAUACGAGCGAGCUAGCCAGGCCUCAGUACUGGGUUGACAACAUGGUGUCUCCUGUGCAGUUUUUCGACGCCAUUCGAACAUUAACCUCAGCCCUCAAGGACCAAGCUGGUAUUAUUACCGAUCUCAUCGAGGUUGGGCCUCAUCCUGCUUUACGUCGUCCAGUACUAGACACCUUGAAAACCGCCAUCAAGAAAUCGCAGAGGGAAAUCCGCUACGCUUGCAUCUUGCACAGGUACCAUCCAGCCCACGAGGCAGCUCUUGGGCUGGUAGGCCAGCUUUUCUGUUCCGGGUACAGCGUGGAUAUUCCGGCCGCCAACAGUCAUUCAGGUGUCGAUAUCGCACCUCUUGUUGAUCUACCCGAGUACCCCUUUGACCGCAGCAAAAAGUAUUGGACAGAGUCCCGUCUCAGCCGUGACUUCCGCCUUCGUCAGCCAACGAGAUCGGGUGACUUUCUUGGUGCACGAUUUUACGACUGGAACCCUCUUGAACCGCGCUGGCGCAGCUUCUGGAGUGUCGAAUCAGCACCUUGGACAGGUGACCACGUUGUCAGUGGAACUGUGAUACUUCCGGGUGCCGCCAUGUUGAUCAUGGCCAUUGAGGCGGUACAAGAGAUGGGAAUAUCAAAUCGAGAGGUGCUUGGUUACGAUGUACACGAGGCCGAAUUCACUGCUCCUGUUAUCAUUCGCCAGAGGUGGGAAGAGCGGACCGAGGUGAUGGUCCGGCUUCGGCCUAUCAAAUCCGCCACUAAUGAAAUCAAUGCGGCGGCUCAAUCAGAGGUUGUGAUCUUUGCUUAUCUGGAUGACCAAUGGGCAGAUUGCUUCCGCGCGAGACUCUCAGUUAGGUAUGGGGGUGUGUCGCGGACUCAGACAGACGAGUGGAAACUCGCUCAUAAUCGUCUGGUGGAUGAGCUCGGGCGAGCAGACAAGUCUUGCACACGGCCGAUAAGCCCGCAAGUCUUUUAUGACGACGCGGCUGAGCUUGGCAUUGAGUGGAAAGACUGGUUCAGACAUCUAGAAGACAUUCGAUGGGACGGACAUGGGAGCACCAUAGGCCACAUUGAUCUCGAACGUCGCCAUCCUGGAGGUCGAUACAAGACAACCAGCAUUGUUCAUCCGGCGGUGCUUGAUGCCGCGUUUCAGGUGCUGCGUGUCAGCACUACCAAAGGGCUUUCAAUGUCUUCCGCUAGUACAAACGUCCCUUUCAAGCUGUCCGGUGCCUAUUUUGCGGCAUCGCACAAAUGGCAGGCUCCUGGAACAGCUUCUGUCAGAUUCUAUGCUGAUUGCUCGCCGGAGGAUUGCGGACGAUCUCGGGUCAAGGGUAGAAUUCGUGCCAUUUCGGACGACGGCACUAUACUGUGCAGCAUGGAAAAUAUGGUUAUGGCAGCUGUGAGCAGUGGUUCCCGGAGCCAUGAUGCCAACCGGAAAUUACUUCACCGGGUUGACUGGAGACCACAGAUGAGCAUGCUAAGCGCAGAGCAGCUAGCAAACGAGUGUGAGGCCAACACUUUUCCAGACAAAGACGAAGAAACAUUGGUUGUACAGUUCGACAAGCUUCGGCUUGUUAUGACUGAAGCUAUUGCUAUGAGCGUCCACGAGUUAGACUCCGGCAACCUGAGCGUACCAGAGUCCAUGCAAAGGCACUUGGUAUGGAUGAGGCAGCAUCUGAAAGACACGAAAAUUAAGCCCAGGGGAUUGAGCAGAGAAGAGCUUGAGGUGGAGUUGCGGGAGCUCGAGCUUAUGCGACCUGCCUGGCAGCUCCAUGGCGCCUUCAUUCGCGAGCUGCAGCCAAUCAUGACUGGGUCUGUAGAUCCAUUGCAAGUCAUGUUUGGGUCUGAUAAAGCCGGAUUGUUCUACACCGACAUGUUCGAUCAGGUUUGUGACCAUCGUUUGCGCAAAUUCCUGCAUCUUGCUGUCCAUGAGAACCCAAAUAUGCGGAUCAUCGAAGUUGGUGCUGGAACGGGUGGUUUCACUGGAUCCAUACUGCCGAUUUUGGCAGCGCUUGAGACCGAAACUGGCACACAGAGAUUCAGCUCGUACACAUACACAGACGUCUCUCCCGCCUUCUUCGAAGCUGCAGAGGCACGCUGGGGAGCCGCUGGAGGAUGCCUCAGGGAAAGGAUGGUGUUCAAGACGUUCAAUAUGAAGCACAGCCCCGCAAAAGAGGGAUUCAAGGAAGGGGCAUACGAUAUGGUGAUCGCCGGGUCUGUUCUCCAUGCCACGGAGGAUCUUCUCGAUACCAUGCGUAACGUUCGGAAACUGCUCAAGCCAGGAGGCAUUCUUCUGGCCCUUGAGACCAUAGCCCCACAGGACAUUAUAACCAACUAUUCAACCGGAUUGAUACCUGGUUGGUGGGGAGAGAGGGAGGAGUGGCGUGGUCUGUCUGCUGCAAUCCCCGAGUCUAUGUGGGACUGGGUUUUUACAAAGACGGGAUUUUCCGAGAGACAGCUAAGUCUUCGAGACUACCGUAGCGAUGAACUUCAUUUGUUCAGCGUUAUCGUCUCUCGUGCGACGAUUGAGAAUAACCUGCUUGACCAAAAGCAUGCGUCCAAGCUGCUGGUUUUGGUGGGAGACAUUAACGAGCAGUGCCAAAUCCGAGCGGCUGAGCUGGUCCGAGAUCAGGUCGCAAAAGGGCGUAAUUCUCGAAUCCUGGACCUCGAAACAGCUGCUGGCGUAAGAAUCGGCGAGGAGGAUGUUGUCAUAUCGAUGGUAGACAUGUGGCGUUCAGUCUUGGCGAGCCCGUCAGCUGCCGAGUUUUACGCCGUUCAAGACUUGAUUAGUCGCACGAAAAACAUGCUUUGGGUUACUCUGGUCAACCCAUCAGACGAUGAAAGCGCAAAGGGCAGCGCUGAUCUGGGGUGGAUGCGAACUGUCCGUACAGAGGAACCAGGGAAAAGUCUCGUCAGCUUGCUGAUUGAGUCCAGCCUGUCUGGUCAAGACUGCAGCAAGCAUUCAGGGUGUGUGGCUAAGGUGUUUGAUGCAGCAUUCGGCCCAUCCGCAAGUCCGGAGCGUGAAUACCUUUGUCGCGACAACUGCAUCAUCACCGGCCGUGUUAUUGAGGACAUUAAGCAAAACAAGCAGCUUCUGUCGUUACUACGGCCACAGCUCCAGAAAGCUCCAUGGCUCUCCAAAGGUCCAGUCAAGCUCUGCGUGGGCGCAGAUAGAACUUUGGAGGCAUUGGCUUUCUUCGAGGACCCAGACCAUAACAGACCUGUCGAAGCUGACCAAGUCGAGAUCGAAGCUCAAUCAUGGGCCAUCAACUUCCGCGACGUUCUCGUCGCGCUGGGCAAAAUUGAAAGUGACAAUGACCUAGGUGUUGAUUGCGCAGGUGUCGUCACCAGGGUUGGACCACAGUGUCAGAAUGUCCAACCGGGAGACAGGGUAGCCAUGGUAUCGCCAAACUGUAUGAGGGCUUUCCCUCGGUCCCCACAGGGAGCUGUGUGCAAAAUACCAGACUCCAUGUCAUUUGAGACUGCCACUUCUGUCCUCAUCCCGGGAAUGACGGCAUACUUUGGCUUGGUAGAUAGAGCUCGUCUGAGCAAGGGUGAAAGAGUUCUCAUUCAUUCUGCGGCUGGCAGCUCGGGGCAGAUGGCGGUGUGGAUUGCAAAGAUGCUGGGCGCUGAAGUGUUUGCAACCUGCUCCGACGACAGCAAGCGCAACUUCCUCGUCAACCAGCUGGGGAUCUCGGAAGAUCAUAUCUUCUUCAGCCGUGAUAGUUCAUUUGCCGAUGCAGUCCAGCGGAUGACACAGGGAAGAGGCGUCGACGUUGUCUUCAACUCGCUCUCUGGAGACGCGCUUCGUGCUUCGUGGGCUCUCCUCGCCCCCUUUGGUCGCUUCAUUGACGUUGGCGAAGCCGACCAACAUGCCAACGCAGCCCUUCCCAUGGGUGGCUUCCUGCACAACCGAAGCUACUUUGCGUUAGAUCUCCGAGAUGUUGUUUUGAACAACCUUGAGUUAACAUCGCGCCUGCUCCGCGAUACUGUUCAACUCCUGGUCGAUGGCAAAAUAAGUCAACCUGGACCCGUCCUCAAUAUUUUCCCUGCCUCAGACCUAGAACUUGGUUUCAGGCAACUACAAAGUGGCAAGAAUAUUGGGCGCUUUUUAAUCACGCUCGAUCGAAAUGACGUCGUGCCACAAAUGAUCACUGAGAGCAGAGACUGGAUGUUUGAUUCCGAAGCUUCUUAUUUGAUUGCCGGAGGAACUGGCGGGCUUGGUCGAUCACUUGCCAAAUUUUUUGCUAGCCGGGGGGCACGACAUAUUAUCCUCCCAUCUCGAUCGGGUUCGGGCGAGGCAGGUUCGAAAGUGUCUGAGAUGUUGGAAGAGCUACGGAGCCGCGGAAUCAACAUUGAGGCCCCCAGGUGCGACGUGGCAGAUGCAGCCUCUCUAGCCGCCGCACUCAAAGACUGUCGUGAUAGGCUCGGGAUGCCCCCUGUCAAAGGCUGCAUCAACGCUGCGAUGGUGCUUCAGGAUUCCGUGUUUGCCAACAUGAGCCAUGCCCAGUGGGAUCUUACCGUGCGGUCCAAGGUGAAGACAUCUUGGAACUUGCAUCGCCAGUUCAACACUCCGGAUCUAGACUUUUUCGUCCUUCUCUCAAGCAUCAUAGGUACAAUUGGCGGCCCAGGUCAGGCCAACUACGCAGCAGGGUGUGCUGCACAAGACUGGCUUGCCGAACAUCGCCAACGACUGGGAUUACGGGGCAGUAUUUCGAUCGAUGUCGGCUGGAUGAAAAACAUUGGCAUCGUUUCCGAGGAAGUUAGCUAUCAACGACACCUCAAGUUGGUAGAAGAUAUGCAUAAGCUCGAAGAGGAUGAGUUUCUUGCGCUAUUGACUUUGUGUUGCGAUCCGUCAGGGCCAUCGUCUCCGCAAUCGGGUGAUGGCGCACGUGUGCUCUUUGGGCUGCGCACGCCAGACGAGUUCCUUAACCAGGGUAAAGAGCCGCCAGAAAUGCUCAGUCGGCCUCUCUUCGCGACCUUUUUGCACAACGAGAAGAGCGUUGAGCAGGCAGUCGGACAACCUGCAGCCAGCGAUCCUGCUGUUGUUUUCAGAGCCACUCCCGACCCGUCAGAUAGAGCCAGGGUGGUUGUUGAGGCGCUCAAGCAGAAACUGGGCCGUGCCAUGGCAAUUUCACCCGGCGACGUGCAGGUCGAGAAGCCUUUGUCGGUAUAUGGUGUCGACUCUUUGUUCGCUGUCGAACUUCGCAAUUGGAUUCUUAAAGAUUUUUCGGCUACCGUGGCGGUGUUUGACAUAAUGGGUAACGUGCCCAUUUCCAACAUUGGGAAACUCGUGGUUGGCAGGAGUACUGUUGGAUUCGGACAACUCUGAGGUGUUUAGGCUUUGAGUAGAAGUGGGGCCUAUCUCCUGGUGUUGUGUUCUCGUUGAAAGCGGGGACAACUCGCACCUUCCUUCGCAGUAAUUAUCAAACAUACCUAAUUUACCCAAAUCGAAGCUUUUGCCAACAGUCUACCGACGCGCUUGCCUCUUUCAGCCCGCUCAGAUCGGAAAACCCUCGCGUCUUCACUGGGAUGUGAUCUACUGUCCAGCUGGUGACUAGACCACCUUCACGUGGUUUACCAAAGAUUGCCGAUUCCCAUACGUGUGCAGUCACUGCUAAACAUGCGCAUGAUGCGGUUCAAAACAAAUAGUAGUAAAUUUUGCAGCUAGUCUAGUAAAGAACUUGUUGCCCAUUAUUCUCCAUACUGGCACGAGCCACGCUGAGACUCCGACGGAUUUCUGCAUCCUGUUCCUCCCUGGCAAC
Molecule: messenger RNA, 8311 nt
Organism: Pyricularia oryzae 70-15
Lineage: Eukaryota; Fungi; Ascomycota; Sordariomycetes; Magnaporthales; Pyriculariaceae
Product: fatty acid synthase S-acetyltransferase
Exons: 3
Coding region: 1-7878 (2625 amino acids)
Biological process (GO): fatty acid biosynthetic process; secondary metabolite biosynthetic process
Molecular function (GO): oxidoreductase activity; fatty acid synthase activity; phosphopantetheine binding
Source: RefSeq, a predicted model, not a curated record